Molecule: messenger RNA, 1239 nt
Organism: Knipowitschia caucasica
Lineage: Eukaryota; Metazoa; Chordata; Actinopteri; Gobiiformes; Gobiidae
Source: the annotation of a GenBank genome assembly
AUGAUCUGCAGCUCUCAUGCUUCUGCCAUUUACUACACUGCCGUGUGCUGGGCCCCGGGCAGCACAGAGCGGGACAGAAACAGACUGAACAAGCUGGUCAGGAGGGCCAGCUCCACUCUGGGCUGCUCCCUGGACUCUGUGGAGGAGGUGAGGGACAGGAGGCCCCUGGACUCUGUGGAGGAGGUGAGGGACAGGAGGCCCCUGGACUCUGUGGAGGAGGUGAGGGACAGGAGGCCCCUGGACUCUGUGGAGGAGGUGAGGGACAGGAGGCCCCUGGACUCUGUGGAGGAGGUGAGGGACAGGAGGCCCCUGGACUCUGUGGAGGAGGUGAGGGACAGGAGGCCCUUGGACUCUGUGGAGGAGGUGAGGGACAGGAGGCCCCUGGACUCUGUGGAGGAGGUGAGGGACAGGAGGCCCCUGGACUCUGUGGAGGAGGUGAGGGACAGGAGGCCCCUGGACUCUGUGGAGGAGGUGAGGGACAGGAGGCCCCUGGACUCUGUGGAGGAGGUGAGGGACAGGAGGCCCCUGGACUCUGUGGAGGAGGUGAGGGACAGGAGGCCCCUGGACUCUGUGGAGGAGGUGAGGGACAGGAGGCCCCUGGACUCUGUGGACGAGGUGAGGGACAGGAGGCCCCUGGACUCUGUGGAGGAGGUGAGGGACAGGAGGCCCCUGGACUCUGUGGAGGAGGUGAGGGACAGGAGGCCCCUGGACUCUGUGGAGGAGGUGAGGGACAGGAGGCCCCUGGACUCUGUGGAGGAGGUGAGGGACAGGAGUCCCCUGGACUCUGUGGAGGAGGUGAGGGACAGGAGGCCCCUGGACUCUGUGGAGGAGGUGAGGGACAGGAGGCCCCUGGACUCUGUGGAGGAGGUGAGGGACAGGAGGCCCCUGGACUCUGUGGAGGAGGUGAGGGACAGGAGGCCCCUGGACUCUGUGGAGGAGGUGAGGGACAGGAGGCCCCUGGACUCUGUGGAGGAGGUGAGGGACAGGAGGCCCCUGGACUCUGUGGAGGAGGUGAGGGACAGGAGGCCCCUGGACUCUGUGGAGGAGACUGGACCAUGCGUCCACCUGGACCGCAGACUGGACAGGGAGUCCACCAGGACCGCAGACAGUCCACCUGGACCGCAGACUGGACUGGGAGUCCACCUGGACCGCAGACUGGACUGGGAGUCCACCUGGACCGCAGACUGGACUGGGAGUCCACCUGGACCGCAGACUGGACUGGGAAAUGUGUCUCUGUGA